Molecule: messenger RNA, 1131 nt
Organism: Macrosteles quadrilineatus (aster leafhopper)
Lineage: Eukaryota; Metazoa; Arthropoda; Insecta; Hemiptera; Cicadellidae
Product: protein decapentaplegic-like
Exons: 7
Coding region: 4-1131 (375 amino acids)
Biological process (GO): SMAD protein signal transduction; BMP signaling pathway
Cellular component (GO): extracellular region
Molecular function (GO): growth factor activity; cytokine activity
Source: RefSeq, a predicted model, not a curated record
GUCAUGUGCACGAAGCCUAAACCGUGGCAAUGUAUCCUCGUUUUAGUCUCGUUCUUUGUGGUAUUGGCUGUCUUCCUUACAAUCUCUUCAUCUAGGGCCCCUACCUCACAGGGUACGGAGGUAGUGUACGCCCAGUCAUCAGAUGGACCUCGGGCUCUACCUCCGCGCGGGCCCCGGCAAGGGCCCCUCGUACCUUCGGUCAUGAUGGAUCUAUUUCAUCGAGGGCCCCAUGAGCAGAUUUCGGCCGAAAUAGUGCGAAGUCUAACUCCCAGGACAGUAGGUCCUGUAUACCACCACUACCCGGAAGCCACGGUCAGAGAACGUCUUCACCUGCUCACGUUCGACGUCCCCAAUGUGCCUCCUGGGGAGGUGCUGCACUCCGCACAGCUGCGACUCACCCUAGCCUUCCUGAGACCUGCACGAGACUUGGAGAGCACAGUGAGUGUCUACUACGGGUCCAUGGAGGUUCGCGACCAGGCGUCUGAACAGAAGGUCGUCCUAAACUGUACCACACUCAUCAACCACUUCCAUAAGCAGAGGGACUACCUCGGUGGGGAGCUUCAGCUGGUGGUAGGGGUGACUGUGGCUCCAGGACAGAACAUUCAUCCCCUGAUGAUUUCCAAUGACCACGUUGAUCAACAACCCUUGCUGCUGCUGUUGUACAGCCCUACCACUCCGAGGGACGACACGCAACUUCAAAACUCACAAGAGACACGUCGAAAUAAGCGCGACAUUUCUACUGAAGACUACGAAGAAGAGACAAACAGAAUAUGGUCUGGGGCUUUGAUAAAGACGAAACAGAAGAAACACAGAAACCUCUGCAGGCGCAAACCUCUCUACGUGGAGUUUGCAGACAUAGAAUAUGACUCUUGGAUCGUAGCUCCGAGUGGUUAUCAGGCGUACCAAUGUGUGGGUAAAUGUGUGUAUCCGCUCAGUGAUCACCUGACACCUACCAAACAUGCUAUUAUACAAACCUUGCUGUCUAGCAUCCAGCCUACUAAGACCCAGCGGUCGUGCUGUGUUCCUACCAAGCUAGACUCCAUCUCUGUCCUCUACCUAGACUCUCGGGGGGUUCUCACCUAUCGUCUCAGCUACAAGGACAUGGUCGUGGCAGAAUGCGGUUGCCGAUAG